GACCGCUGCCGCCGCCGCCGGGGUGCGUGUGAAGGAGCUGCGGCAGAACCUCACGCAACAGGAAGAGAUGUUUCAGGCACAGCAAAGCCAAUUGGCCCAGAAACAGCGGCAGAUCGCGGAGCUCCAAAGGGCAGUCAGCACUUUGCAGGCACAGGCCAAGGAAGAAGUGGCUGCAGAUCAUGGCCUGGAGCUCAAGUACCAGCAGCAAGCAGAGGAGUACCAAAAGGAUGUGGAACAGCUGGAAACCGCGCUGCGCGGUGCCAAGGAGCAGCUGGCGGAUCUGCGACAGAUGCAGCGCAGGGACCAGGAGGAACUGACUGAAGGAAAGCAGCGGUUGCAAAAAAAUGAGAACCAUGUGCAGCUGCAGCAGCAAGAGCGACGAGACGAGGAGUACCACGCAGAUGCCAUGCAGCGACAGGUGCUCCAACUGAAGGAUGACAUCGACACCUCACUGGUCCAGGCAGGUGCAGCCACUGUGGCCUCGUCCGGCCACGAGGUUAGGCUGACGGAGGUGGUGCGGGUGGCCGUGCGGAAACGACAGGAGAUCCAAGAGUUGCAGGCCAACGUCAGUGGUUUGGAGGCGCAGGUGCAGCAAGAGAGCAUGCAAUUGGAUCAGUUGAGGUCCAAGGAAACCUUUGACACUCAGAAGGUGAAGGAAGAAAUCCAACAGGUUCGGCAGAAGAAGCUCUACAGGCUGCGCGCGGCGCAAGAUAUGUACCACAAGCUGCCGGAGCUCUUCCAGCAGCGUGCGAAGGUGGACGAGGAGCGCCGCAAGAACGAGGCCUUUGAGGCGUCACAAAGUCGCACGCAGCAGCAGAAGCUCAGGGAAGAGAAGCUGAAAGAAAGUGAAAAACAGGAGGAUGAGGAGCUGCGCACGGAGUUGCACUCCUCGAAGCAGCGCCUGCAGAGUAUCAAUCCGCGGGCGGAUGGGAAGAAAUCUGUAGCGAAGAAGCGGGUGCAGCAGCUGCGGGCCAAAGUGGCCGACACCAAGCGAGAUGAGGCCAAAGAACAGAAGAAAUUCAUGGAGCGGUCCACAGCCUUGCAACAGGAGAUCCGCCAAGAGGAAAGCACGGGACGCAGGAAGAGCAGUGAAAAGGCUAGAGCAGUGGAGAAGAUGCAGGGCGAAUUGCUGGCCUUGGAGGACAAGAUCGACAGCUUGGGACGGCAGCAGAACCAGUUGGCGGCGGAAGCCGCACAGCUGCAGAGUAGCUUCUCGUUGAAGCAAAUGCAGGACCAACAGGAGCUUCACCAUGCGAAGACAGAGGCGGAGCGCGUGACGAAUCAGCAGUCGGAAGUGGAGAAAGAGCAACGGCGCCAGGCCCACGAGGCCUCGCUGCAGUGGAAGAGCCGGCUGCAGCAGGAGCAGCUCACGCAGCAGACACAGCUGGCGUCGCUGAAGCAUCGCAUGGAGAAGGUGGAGGCGUUACGCCUUCGCGACGCCACAGAGCUGCAAGGUCUCCAGGCGCUCAGCGGCACGGUGACAGCGAAGCACCGCAGCGCUGCGAAGCUCACGCGGUUCCUGGAGAGAGAGCCCCGAUUGGCAAGUGCCGUGAAGCAUACAUUGAAGAUGGAUGCAGAACUGGCAUAAGCAGAUUCACUGCGAGAUGACAAA
This is a messenger RNA of Cladocopium goreaui, 1612 nucleotides long. NCBI's taxonomy places the organism in Eukaryota, Dinophyceae, Suessiales, Symbiodiniaceae. The record is from the annotation of a GenBank genome assembly.